Linnemannia hyalina is the source of this 3369-nucleotide messenger RNA. The record is from the annotation of a GenBank genome assembly. Lineage: Eukaryota; Fungi; Mortierellomycota; Mortierellomycetes; Mortierellales; Mortierellaceae.
AUGGUCGUAGUACUCUUAUCACUCUUAUCGACCCUGGCAACUGUCCCUCCAGCCUUGGCAGCGAUCACCCCUCUCGCAGAUGCUAACCCACCCUGGCGAGCCUUUCAUGGAGCAACCAUUAUCGAGACCUCAAUGGUCAUCUUUGGCGGCACAACAGACCCGACAACCGACCCCUACGGUGCCCUUGUCCCUGGAUCGAAUGAUCUCUGGGUCUGGAGCACCACCCUGCGGCAGUGGUCUCGACCGCAGACCCAGUUCCAGUCACCGACGACCAACGCCACUAGCACUAAUGCGCCCUCUCCACAAAAGUUUCUCGCCUCCUUCCCCGCCACGUCUCAGGGCAGGAUGAUGGCCUUUGUCAGCAACUCAACCACCCCGUCUCCCGCCUCGUCCACCUCCGAAGAUCUUCUAGUCCUCGACACCACGUUCUGGACCUGGUCCGUCCCUACUUCACCAAAUCCUGCCUUCACACCUUCCACACGGCUGGGCGCAGCGGUCGGCAUUUCGAAUAAUCAUGUCUACAUCCAUGGCGGAGCACCUACCUCGAACGGUUAUGCCUCCUCAGGGGUUUACAGCGACUUUACAAAGAUGGACGACAGCACAUUCGAGUAUUCACAGCUCGCCGGCGGACCCUCAUUGAUGUACCACUCCAUGUGCAAGCUGUCUGGACUCAACACAAUGAUCAUCUUUGGAGGCACUGACGGCACCUCAAGCGCCUUCAACAGCGUAUACACCUUCGACCUCGACAUGGAGGUUUGGGACGUCCAGCGCGUCGUCAACCCUGGAGUUGGAGGCGGCGUUCCCGCUGCCAAAAAGGGCCACACCGCGGUGUGCCUGAACAACACCAUGGUGGUUUAUGGGGGUGGAGCAGACCAACCGCUGGACGACGACGUAUGGGUCAUGGACGCCUCAGUUACGCCCUGGGUGUGGAACAGGAUGACAACAAACAAAAAAGUAGGACCUGGACCAAGAACAGGACAUUCCGCCUUAUUAAACGGGACAAACAUGCUGGUCUGGGGAGGCUAUGGCGCAGCCAUGGGCAGCGACGUCAAUGUCUAUAUUCUCGACACUACGUCCUGGACAUGGACCUCGUCUAAGGACGGCGCCUUGGGAUCGGCUGGUCCUAACAGGCAGCCCAGCAGUCCUGGCGAACCCAAUGAUGUCUCCAACAAAUCUAACAUGCCAAUGAUCAUCGGUAUCGUCUGUGGCAGUCUGGCGUUGAUUGCUGCGUUUGUCGGGUUCCUUGUCAUGAGAAGGAGAGGAUCCAGGAAGGUCCAGAAAGUGACAAAACAUUCACAGGAUAAUGCCAGUUACAUCUCAGACGCUGAGCAGCAUUUGGCUGGGGAUCUGAGUUUGGACGACAAACCCAGCUACUAUCAUCAUCAUGCAGGACGGGACUCGGGAUCAUCACUUGGAGGUUGGCCCAAUACAACUGCUCGCCGAUCCAUCCCUCCGCCGGCUCAGGGGAUUCCGAUGCGGCCCUUGGCCACACUGGUACCGCCAAUCCCUACAGUCACUCUAGAGACAGAAGAGGACAUUACAGACCAGGCCUGCUCAAGCCGAUCCUUAGAGCUUCAGUCUGCUCAACAUCAGCAACCCAACAGCCAGCGAACAUCUCUACGGGACAUUGAUCAAGCAUCACAACGUUCAAGCGCAAGGGUUGGCUCGAUCGGAUCAGAUCCAUACUACCCAGCUCAUCUGGCAGAGAAUGACGAGGAGGACGCCGAUAGGUGGACUUUUGCCUCCUCGCUAUCUUUUGACAAACGCGAGAAGACUGGACAAGUGCUUCCAUUGAGAUAUAUCCCUUCGCGAAGCUCAGGUGUCUCGGGCUUGAAUCGAUCUAUGGCACAGUCUACAGGAAGUCUCACGCCAAGUUUCCCAGCAAAUAGGAGUGUACGCAGAGAUGGCAGUGCCCCAUCGAUCCUAUCUCGCAAGGGAUCGGCGUUGGAUUCAGCCUCGAUCGCCAUGGCAGGAACACCGACUAUUACGCGGGAAGGGUCCAUCAGCCCUCGCGACACCUGCACGCUGUUCAACUCUGUCAGCCCUCUGGACAGAGUGAGUCUGAUGUGUUCAGGACUUGAGAUUGAGCCCGAGCCCGUGGUGGAGGAUGAAGCGGCAUCGACCAGAUCUUCUGCAUUCCUCGACCCAAGGAGCAGUAUUGUCAUUCCUCAUUGGCGUAGCUCUGGCAGCCUACAUCGGGAUAGCCUCUUGGAGCAAACUAUCAACGAGAGGGACGAGAUUGAGGCAACAACUACCACUCCAACAACUCAGCCUCAUAAACCAGCGUCGGUCUCAACAUCUUACACCUCUACUGGAGCCACUACUCUGGACCACCCUGCAAUGAUUACCUUGACUCAAAAUCUACCAGCCCGGUACAAGGUCUCCAAAUCUCCCAACCCUAUCCACGGCCGAUACAACGACAUUCUCUACGCCGUCGACACAGAUACCCAACAACCCAUUGUCAUCAAGUCAUUUGGACGGCGCGAGACCUGGGAGAGAGAAUGCAGGACGUUGCGGCGGUUGCGUGGACCUUGUGUGGUGGAGCUGAAGCACGUCGCUACAUUGGUGCUUUCAGAGCAGGACGAACCAAACUCACCGGCCAAGAUCCGCCUCACGGUUCUCGAGAGGUUGGACGAGACCCUUGCAGAGAUGCUUCAGAAUGCCAAGGCGGCCAAGAAGGUUGCUCUUCGCGAGAACGCGCAGGAGGAUGAGUUGGAAAAGGACCUUGACCUGGAGGGUGCUGGAUUCUACAGGACAAAACCUGCGCUGGACGAGGGUUAUAUCAAGGACAUUGCGAAGGGCGUCCUGCGGUGUCUGACGUGGUGUCAUUCCAAGAAGAUUGUGUACUGUGAUCUGAAGCCGACCAACAUUAUGCGGAAUCGGGAUGAUACGCGACAGCAGUGGAAGUUGAUCGACUUGGAGGCUUCGAGAGUUGCGGACGAGGAAUGUACGAGCGUGGGCACGGUCAGGUAUUGCCCGCCAGAAGUGGCGACUGGAGUUGAAGCCCCGAUGUUUGGAUCUACACAACCCACCGCUAAUGUCACGGCACGGUACAGCAUGGAUCUCUGGGCAUUCGGAUGCCUCCUCUAUGAACUGCACGCGACAAGAUCGCUGAUCCCAAUUUCGUCCACAAACGAGGCGGUACUCCACUUUUUGGCACACCCAUCCCCAGACACACCUGCACUAGCAAACGGCCUCCGAUGGGCCAAUUCUCAAGAACUCGACAUCCCUCACUUUGAACAGGCGGUGCCCAACAGCCAUGCCCGACAAUUGAUCCGUAUUCUUCUUCACCCCGACCCUCUCCGUCGUGCCACCAUGACCCAAGUAUUGAACUCGGACUUUCUCAACAAAACCUCUUCCUUCUCCUAA